Eublepharis macularius is the source of this 4315-nucleotide messenger RNA. RefSeq names its product double zinc ribbon and ankyrin repeat domains 1 (gene DZANK1). The transcript is spliced from 21 exons. The coding region runs from base 83 to 2410 and encodes 775 amino acids. Gene Ontology annotation, molecular function: protein binding. Gene Ontology annotation, biological process: eye photoreceptor cell development. The record is from RefSeq and is a predicted model, not a curated record. NCBI's taxonomy places the organism in Eukaryota, Metazoa, Chordata, Lepidosauria, Squamata, Eublepharidae.
GCCGGGCGCUGGGCGGAGGGCGGCCCGGGCUGCGCUGCCCCCCCCCCGCGCCUGCCCCCCACUCGGGCCUCGGCCGGCAAAAAUGACCGCUGGCUCCAUUUUAGCGCCUCAAGUGAUACCACUUCGAAUCCCAACAGCAGGCAAAGCUAAACAUGAAAUAGACACAAAUACAUUUAUAGAAAUCAAAUCAGAUACCCCUGAUGUUGCCCUGUGUUACACUAUAGAUGGACAUAAACCAGAACCGUUUAGGAGAGUAGGUUACAGAGACUGCAAUACGUUUAAAUACAAGGGACCAAUUUUAUUACCAGCUGGGAAAAUAACAGUCAAAGCAUUGGCAGUCACAAAAGACUGCCGAGAGAGCGCUGUGGUAACAAAAGUGUUCGUGGUAGACCUCGUAUCUCCACACACGCACACGCCUGAUGGAAAUAACGACAAGACUUUACAGAGGGAUCCCUCCAUGCAGGAGAAGGAAAAUGGAUUAUGUGAUUUAAGGCUGGAAAAGAAAGAAGUGAAUGGGAAAAGCAAACCCGACUGGAAUGGUGUAGCCCAAGAAUGUCAAGGCGUGCCAAAAGAAAAAGGAUUUAUGCCCUCACCAUCUGUUGGGCAGCACCUGCUUAACUUGAACACCUCGUGUGAUAAAGAAGAGUCCAGCCCUGCCACGUUGAGACCUGAGUCACAGUUUCCCAGUUCUGCUGUGAGUAAUAGAAGUCUUACCAGCACUCAAGCAUUGAAAACUCAGAGGGGGAGAGAUUUCCUCAAGUGUGCGCAGUGCUUUGCUCCUCGCUCGCUGGACCCAUUUGCUCGUUUCUGUGAGGAAUGUGGUUCACUGAUCCCACCUGUGCCUGGAUUCAGUCUCUCGCCUCCUGGAGAAGCUCAGAUGGGACUUUGUGUCGAGUGUCAAACUAUGGUGCCAUUGAACACACCAACUUGCAUUGUGUGUGAGGCUGUGAUGGCUCCACAGUCUCAGCCUCCAGCGAGCAACUACUUAAAGGGCAAAGUUGUAUGUCCGGUGUGUGGAUCAGGAAAUCCAGUUCAUGUCAAACUGUGUAUGAUCUGUGAGAACCAGCUUCCUGAAGUGCAAACGCCUGCAGUCAGCAGAGAAGUGCCCCCAUCACUGCCCAGUCAUUUGAGAAAAAAUGUGUCCUGCUCAAAAUGUGGCCAGGCCACCAACCAGGAUGCUCAGUUCUGUGGCUGGUGUGGAGCGAAGCUGAGACCCCCUCCGCUGUAUUUCACUUGCUUCAAGUGCAAUGCAAAGAACUGUAUCUGGGCACAAUUCUGUGGCACUUGCGGUGUUCCCCUUGAGCCUCUGUACAGGCAGGGCUGUGAGGACAACCUCUUGUGGGUUGCUGGAGAUGGCUUUGUGGUUUCUGAGAAGAAUAGCUUGCAGAACUGGCAGCAUUCCAUUGUUCCAGUCUCAACAUCAAAAUCUGAUCCACUUAUGAGAAAAGAGCAAGGAACCCAAACAGUUGGCCUGUUCUACCCAUCUGGGAAGUUCUUGGAGAAGAGAGAACAUGAGCUGGCCUCUCAAAAGGAAGAGCGGCGUCAGAUGAGCCACCGCAAGACCCUCUUCACAUCCAUCAGUCCCGGAAGAGGUUACUGGAGAAAGCAACUAGAUCAUGUGUGUGAACACCUCAGAAGCUAUGCACAGAACAAUAUGGAGUUCAGGACUUUAAUUGGAGAGCCGCAGAUGGGAAAGCUUACGUCUGCAACCAUCCAUGAGGAUGGACAUCAAGUCAGUCUCCGGCUAAAUUAUGCACUUGCUAUAAAUAAGGAAAUUCUAACAUAUACACCAACGACAUUCGAUUAUCGUGGUCCAAGUUCCAGCAAAGGAGGUACAAAUGGAUUAUAUGGAAGAAAAGCCACUUUGCCAAAUGAAGAAAGCCAGAGUAUCUUGAGUCCCAGGAAGAAAAUCCAUAGAAUGGCCAAGACAUGGGAAUGUCUAGACCAGGAAGACAAACUUUGUAGUAAAUCUAGGCAGCUGCUGAAGGAAGUUGGUCCAAACGGCAAGGGGAGACCUUUUUUGGUAGAGCAACUGAUUGAUGAGGGAGCUGAUCCCAACUGCGACAGUGAUGAAAACCGUCCUGCUUUAACGUGGGCUGUCCUGAACAAGCACCAUGAGGCCGUUCCUGUUCUUGUGCAGAAAGGCGCAGCCAUCGAUCAUCCGUCAGGACCACUUAACAACACAGCUCUGCAUGAAGCCAUCUUGCUUGGCCUGGAGGGGCUGAACUGCACAGAAGCGUUGCUAGGAUGUAAUGCAAAUAUUAAAGCAAAGAACACCAGAGGACUGUCUGCCUAUGAUUUGGCCCUGAAGAGCAACAGUGACAAAAUAGUCUCCCUGUUUGCUAGUAAACUGGGGCAGGGUAUAUUGGACAACACUACUACAACCAAGCAGAGUCCAACUAACUACUAACCAAUUUAGAAGAAAUCUUUGUGAAGUUGUGUGCUUUUUGUUCUUGAUUUCAGUUAAUUGAAAAGUUGUGGGCUUAUUACCAGGUUAUAUUGCGUAUGGGUAUGUAUGGGGGGGUGCGGGGUGCACUAUUUGGAUUUUCUGCUUCUGAGAACCUAUUUUUACAUCCUGGUCUCCUGCGUCAGAAACAAGCCCUAGCAACUCUCACCUGCGCUUCCAUCGUGCCUGAAGCAGCCAUCUUGCUCAGCCUGGGGGGGGGCACUCAUUUGAGCCCCCACAGAACUUAACAGAUGUAUCCAUGGACAUAGAGGGAGAAACUCAUUCCUCUCCGGAGCAACUAGGCAACAGCUGAAAGGAAAUACUUAGCAACAGGUUAACUGGGUUGUUUAAAGCAACCCUGAAACAGUGCCUCAGAAUGGUGGGCCGGGACUCGAGAUGUCCCCCUGCUGUAACUUCUUCAUGAAAUAUUUCUGUUCCCGGCCGAACACUUUUACACGCAAUCAGCAGAUACCAGUCCUUGCCUUGGUUCAGCUGGUCACGUCAGAUCAUCAGAACAUCGACCAACCAGUUCAGUGCCUUUUCCCUGCCAUGUCCUAGAGGAUGGGAGGGGAAGGCCAGGCUGCGUCUCCUAGACCAGGCAGUUUAGUAAAAUUCUGUUCUUAGUAAGAAGUGCCAUAAAUGCAUGUGUAAAAUGCAAUCAAGCUGUAAAAACGAAAUAUGCAUGAAAUGCAUUGCUAUUGCAAAGCUUAGAUAUCUUUUUUAAGUUUGAGAUAUAUUCAAAGAAGGUAGGAAAUUAGUGUUCAACUAUUUUGUUAUCUUAUGAAUUUCAUUUUAUGUCUUUGUUUUUAGCCCUGGUAGAACAAAGUGAUGUAUUGCUGUCAAGUGGACGUAGGCACGAAUCGAAAUACAAAGCAAAUUUUGUCACAAAAUUGGCCGUUUCGUGUGUCGUGCAACGUUUCAUGGGGCUGCAGUAUUUAUGAAAUUCAUGAGUUUUUUGGCCUAUUUCAUUCACUUUGUGAAUGUUUCAUAAUUUCAGACAGGCUGGCACCAAUCCAUUGAUUCCCUAGGCAACAAUGGGCCCAGACCUUUUGUUGCCAUUGGAAACCCCAAUCAUAGCCCACUUAUCCUUGACUGGCAGCUCUCCUAGCCAUCUGGAGAGCUUCCAUUCUGCCCUAUACAGCCAGGAGCUGGGGGUCAAUACCUUAGGCAACCAAGGAGGUGGGCCUUCUGUAGCCACGGGCACACCAAUCUCACCCCUCCAAACCCUGUUAAGCAGGUCUAUCAGCCAACCACAGACCUCCUGUUUCCCCUUUCUCUCUGCCUUGUGUUUCAGUCCCAGGAGGGAGAGGGAGGACUUGCUGUUGUUGCUGGGAUUGGAAUAGCGAGAGUGUGGAUUUGGGAUUGUGCUUUGGCUGCUGCUGCUGCUUUGAGACUGAGAAGCCUCACGGUCCCCGUUUCAGUCAAGCACUCUGGCAGCACUUGGCUCCCGGUCAACAUAUUGCAAUUUUGGCCAAACUGGAGGGUGGGUGGAGGAGAACCUCCUGAAGUCUCCUUGCGAGUUUGGCACUUCUCUGGGUAAAGGGGACCGUUGAAAUGCCCCUGGUUUUGGCGAAUCAUGAAACUAACGAAUCGUUUUGUGAAACAGGUGAAUUUCGUGAAAAUUCGUGGUUCAUGAUUCGUGAAUGAUGAUGAAACAUGAACCUCUCGUUCUGGGUUUUUUCCAUUUCGUGCCCAUGUCUACUGUCAAGAUGUUUUGAUUGCUUUUAAUGGUUUAAAAACAUGAUUUUAUAAUGUAUGUUUUUAUUUGUUAGCUGCCUUGGCAGCCCUUAUAAGGACAGAAAGGUAGGAUAUAAACAUUGUUAAAUAAAAGAAAAAAUAAUGUCAGUUCCAAGGAAAUCCACCAACUUU